Scomber japonicus (chub mackerel) is the source of this 5022-nucleotide messenger RNA. It is a transcript of the gene rsf1a, whose product is annotated as remodeling and spacing factor 1a. Bases 26 to 4429 code for a protein of 1467 amino acids. The transcript has 18 exons. Gene Ontology annotation, cellular component: RSF complex. Gene Ontology annotation, biological process: regulation of DNA-templated transcription. Lineage: Eukaryota; Metazoa; Chordata; Actinopteri; Scombriformes; Scombridae. The record is from RefSeq and is a predicted model, not a curated record.
CCUAGUUUCUCUCCGCCUGGGAAAGAUGGCUGCUCCGGCGGUGGUGGUGGUGAGGAGCUCCGGCCCGGCGCUGUGCCCGAGCUUCGCGGUGGUCUGCUCGUUCCUGGAGCGCUACGGAGCAGCCCUCGACCUGCCCGAGAUGACUUACCCGCAGAUGGAGCGCUAUCUCCGGGACAAAACGGCAGUUCCUAAACCUCUUGUGGAGCUCCAUGUGAAGCUGCUCAGGAAACUGGGGAGGUCUGUUUCUACGGACCGCUGGGAGAAGUACCUGGCCAAGGUUUGCCAGGAGUUGAACAACACCUGGGCUUGGGAGCUGGAGCAGAAAGGCUACCAGGAAAUGUCCAUGGAGUGCAAGUCAAGCAUUCUCAAAUAUCUGUGUGAGUGUCAGUUCGAUGACAACUUGAAGUUCAAGAUGGCGAUUAACGAGGAGGAUCCGGAGAAGAUGCGUCUGCAGCCGCUGGGUCGGGACCGGCAGGGACUGAUGUACUGGCUGCAGCUGGACCAGGAGCAGAACAUCAGGCUGUACACCGAGGAGCAGGACGACCUGGACGGAUCCACGUGGAACUGCAUCGUCAGGACCCGUAACGACCUGGCCGAGGCUCUGGAGCUGCUGAAGGCCCAGGUCGAACCAAACCCCAACCGGGACCAGAACCAGGCUGGAUCCAGGAGUGCCAGCCCAACACAGAGAGACGCAGGGGACGAGGUGACAGGAAGCACCAACCCUGAACCCUCUAAGACCACAGAGCAGAACACUGAAGACAAGAAGGACGAGCCUGAAAAGGAGGAGAAGCCGCUCGCACAAGUGGUGAAGCAGGAGCAGCCGCCGACCAUCAAACAGGAAGACGCUGAGGUGAAAGAAGAGAAGCCGGAGCAUCGCCCGCCGCCCGCCUUCGAUAACCGCGUCAGCACCAUCACCACCAUCGUCAAGUCGGAGUCCAGAGACGCCGACGCCCCUCCGAAAAACGCUGUGUCCGUCGUCAUGGCAGCGGGAGCCGCAGUCGCCGCUGCCGCCGUCGUCCCGAAACAGGAGCUGAACAAGGAAGAGGAGGCGGAGCGGGCGGUCGUCAGGAGCAACCAGCAGGCCAAGAUACCGCUGAAGAAGAGGGAGCUGAAGCUGGCCGAGAGUUACCAUAGCAACCACCUGAACAACAGCAGCAGCAACAACAGCAGCAGCAUCAUCGUGUGCAACCCGUCGGUGAUCCAGACGAAGGACAGCCAGGUGAGGGAGGGGCUCUCGCUGGCGCCGCCCGGUGGUCCCACGUCGUCGCAGCAGCAGCUGGCCGUCACCGCGCUGAGGCAGGAGCUGACCAACGGGAGGUCGGCGCUCCUCCUGCCGCACAAAGAGGGCCAGAACGGAGUCAUAGGGGUCAUAGGUCAAGUGGGGGUUGUGGGUCACGUCGGCGUCAUCCGAAGCCCGUCGGAGCGCCACAGGACGACGGCCGAGCAGCAGCAGCAGGAGCAGAACGGGCCGAGUUUAGCGGAGCAGCACGGACCCAGAGCUGCUGCUGCGGAGGAAGAGCGGGAGGUGAGCCGGCAGUCGGUGCUGGUGAGGAAGGGUCCGAUAGAAGGGGAGACGACCACCGCUGUGUCCGUCACCAUCUCCACGGAGGAACCGAGGAGACACACAGCAGAGGAGCAGGGUCCAAAAAUGACCAAGGAGCUGAUAGAGAAGGAGGCGAAAACUGGGUCCAGCAGUCCUCAACGAAAAGAGGACGAGGAGGAGGAAGAGAGGAGAGGGGGAGCGGCGGUAGAAGAAGGAAGUAAAGACGACCAUGAAAAGGAUAAAAGCACUUUAGGGAAGGUGGAGGCAGAACCGGCGGGUGCUGUCCCACCUCUGAAAGAAGCCCAGCAGGAGCACCAGCGAGGAGAGGGGAUCAACGGAGGGUUGGUAGCCCAGGUUAGAGUGAAGGACGCUGGGCUGCAGCCGGAGGAGAAGCAGGGUCCUCUGGAGGAAGCGUCGUCGGAGAUCCAGAAAGAAGGAAUCAGGUUGAAGAUAAAGAUCCCUCCUCAUCGAAGGAACAAGAACAAGCUGAGGGGGAAAGGAGGCAGCGGCGGCGGGAAGGAGGAGGAGAAAGCGAGGGAGCAGGUGCAGGAGGAGGAGGGGAGGUCGCUGAGGAGAUCUGCGAGGAUUUGCAGAUCAUCUGCUUUGCCAACCUGCAGGCCGAGCUCCAAGGCGGCCGAGAGCCAGACCAAGAAACAGCCCAAAAAACAGGCGCUGCCCUCCCGAACCCGGGGGGAGGAGGAAGAGGAGGAGGAGGAGGAGGAGGAAGAAGAGGAGGAUGAGGAAGAGGAUGAGGACGAGCAGAAGAAAAACAGGAAAGCAGAACCUGUUGGACCUGUUGGACAGAUCAGGAAACGAAGGGGUAAUCGGAGGCACCGACGGCCCCGCUGGUCCAACAUCCGCUCCAAGAGGCGCAAACUGAACGAGGGCGAGUCGAGGGAACGAGGAGAGGAGGAGAGCGAAGGAGGGAGCGACUCGGAGGAAUCGUGUAAAUCGGAGGAGAUCCGCAGCGAGGACGCGUGCAGUCAGUGCGGUCUCCCGAAUCAUCCCGAACUGAUCCUGCUGUGUGACUCGUGUGACAGCGGUUAUCACACCGCCUGCCUGCGGCCGCCGCUCAUGUUGAUUCCUGAUGGAGAAUGGUUCUGUCCUCCCUGCCAACAUAAGCUGCUGUGUGAGAAACUAGAGGAGCAGCUGCAGAAUCUGGACAGUGCUCUGAAGAAGAGAGAGAGAGCAGAGAGGAGGAGGGAACGGCUGGUUUACGUUGGGAUCAGUGUGGAGAACAUCAUUCCUGAGGGAGAUGAGGAGGAAGAGGAGAAGUCUCCGAAGAAGAAAGACUCUAAAAAGAGUAAAAAUCUGGGUCGGAGAUCGACCAGAACCAGGAAGCACAUCAGCUACAGGUUUGAUGACUUUGAUGACGCCAUCGACGAGGCGAUAGAGGAAGACAUCGGUGACAUCUGUGGUGGAGCGGGGCGGGGCAAAGACAUCGCCUCCAUGCUGUCAGAGGACGGGAAGGAGAGCCAGCGGCCAAUCAGAGGUCCGACUCGCUCCGCCAGGAACAGGAAGAAGCGGCGGCUGAACGACCUGGAGAGCGACAGCACGGCGGCAGAGAGCGAAGACGAGUUCAUGCUCAGCAACAGCUCUGAAGACGAGGAUUUCGGAGCGUCGGGACCAGACGAGGAAGAGGAGGAGGACGAAGAGGCGGGCAGCGACGUGGGCAGUUUGGAGAGCGGGGCUCGUCCCCGACGGGCGAUGAAAGGGGUCCCGAAGCGGCCCCCCGGCAGGACCCAACGCAGGGGCAGGAAACGGCUGAGGAGGCGGCGGAGACGCUCGUCUGAGGAAGAGGAGGAGGAGACUGAGGAAGAGAUGGACUCGGAUCAGUACAGCGACAUGUCGGACAGUAACCCGGAUAAGAAGCGGGGGGGUUUGAGGCGAGGUCAGCGUCAGCAGGUAAACUACCGCGAGACGACGGACUCGUCAGAUAAUUCUCAGCCGUCCACCAAGAAACUGAAAGUGAGACCACGCGGCCGCCCGCGCAAGGAGCAUCUGUCCACCGACUACAGCGACGUGUCGGGGUCGUCCAGAGACUCCGAGGAAGAGGACGACUACGAAGACGAAGAGGAGGACGGCCGGAGGAGGCGAGUGAACAGGAGGAGGAGAGAGGAGGAAGACUUCCGCAGGAGCAGGACACGAGUGAAGAGGAGGCGAUACGAAGGAGACGACGACAACAACGAGGCGGACGACAGAGCGAGAGGGAGACGGCUUCAGAGGAAACUGCUGGAGAGGGAGGACCGAGAGAAGAGGAGGAGUUUAAAGAGGACAGACAGAGAAGAGGAGGAUCUGGAGAAGAUGGGAAGAGGGAAGAGGAGAGAGAUCCUGUCGGAGCAGCGCCGCAAACGCCUCGCUCUGAUGCUGAAGAAACGGCGGCCUUCCACGGACGAGGACGACGAUGAGGACGACGAAUCCGAUGAGUCCGAGUCGUCGUCAGAGGAGGAUCGUCCGAUUCGCAAAAGACUCAACCGCAUCGACUCUGAUGAGGAAGACGAUGACGACGAGGAGGACGAGGAGGAGGAAGAGGAGGAUGAUGAGGAAGAGGGAGGGCAGAAGAUGGCGACCAAAAAGUCUUCAGCGGCAGAGAGGAGUUCACGCGUGGCCGGGGGCGACGGCAAAGACGGCAGCGACGCUCAGGACAAGGGGAGGGGCCGGAGCCUUUCUCCAUCUAACGGACAUCGGACCUCCAGAGGCCCGGCGAAGCCCGCGGCCGGGAGUCCCACCGCACCCAGAGACAGUGCAGGAACGGGCAGGCAGGACAGGCACAACGGCCCCUCACAUCCAGAGGAGGAGGAGGAGGAGGAAGAGGAGGAGGAGGAGGAGGAGGAGGAGGGCCAGAAAGACUCAUUAAACUCUGUUCAGAACAGUCCGCAGUCAUGAUGGCUGUUUGUGUGAACGCGGCUCACUUCUUCUUUGUUUCAGUUUUUUCUGUUAACUGUCAGAAACUGUCAGGCCUUUCACCCACAGAGCAACUCUGAAGCCGGAGAUCUCCUUCCUUCCCUCCCUCCUUCCUCCUUUCCUCCCUUUACCUCCACCUCCUCGUUCCUCGUUCCCUCCCUCCUUCUCUUGUCCUCCUUGCUGUCGUGUCGUGGUCGAGUGCUCUCCACACACUGUAACACUCACCAAAUACCCAUUUUACACUCAUCGUCAUCAUAAAUCAUCUUCAUCACCCAGGCUGGCACGACUAUCAGCCCGGACCUGAAUCAUCACCCAUCACCCUCACACAGCUGGAGGUUAUCGUGACCAUUCCUUGCCCCGCCCCCCCCGCCCCCUCCUAAAAAAAAAACAAAAAAACCCUUAAAUUACAGGACGGACGUCUUUCUGGCCUCGAUCUGAUUGGACGCAGCAGCGGUCUGUUUGUAGUGUACCUCAUCCCCCUAAAAGCACUUCUUCAUCAUUCUCAUAAACACUUAAUAAUAAAACCCGCCGCCAAGGAAGAGCGCCCCCGCCGUUGUAAAACCGAACACUUUGGA